UUGAAAUGAGCCUUACAGACAUUCUAAGCCCUUCCGAUAUUGCUGCUGCUCUGCGAGACUGCCAAGCUCCAGAUUCCUUUACUCCCAAAAAAUUCUUUCAGAUCAGUGGAAUGUCUAAAAAGAGUAGCAGCCAACUGAAGGAGAUCUUCCGGAUUCUUGACAAUGAUCAAAGUGGCUUUAUCGAGGAAGAUGAGCUCAAGUAUUUCCUUCAGAGGUUUGAGUGUGGAGCCAGAGUGUUAACCUCCUCAGAAACCAAGACCUUCUUGGCAGCUGCAGAUCAUGAUGGGGAUGGUAAAAUUGGGGCUGAAGAAUUCCAGGAAAUGGUGCAGUCUUAAAGGUUCAAAAGGACCAAGCAAAAUACAAUCCGGGUGAAUCUGCACAAGACACUCCAAAACCUUGAAAACCAGGACUCCCUUAUUUAUCUUGACUG
This is a messenger RNA of Melopsittacus undulatus (budgerigar), 430 nucleotides long. RefSeq names its product parvalbumin, thymic CPV3. The coding region runs from base 6 to 335 and encodes 109 amino acids. The transcript has 4 exons. Gene Ontology annotation, cellular component: cytoplasm. Gene Ontology annotation, molecular function: calcium ion binding. Lineage: Eukaryota; Metazoa; Chordata; Aves; Psittaciformes; Psittaculidae. The record is from RefSeq and is a predicted model, not a curated record.